CCGCCCCGGCCCUGCUCUCGCGAGAUGGGCGGUGCGCGGCGCGACAUCCGGGAGCGGCGCGGCAAGAUGGCGGUGGAGUCGCGGGUGACGCAGGAGGAGAUCAAGAAGGAGCCGGAGAAGCCGAUCGACCGCGAGAAGACGUGCCCGCUGCUGCUUCGCGUCUUCACUACCAACAAUGGGCGGCACCACCGCAUGGACGAGUUCUCCCGCGGCAAUGUGCCUUCCAGCGAGCUGCAGAUCUACACCUGGAUGGAUGCAACUCUGAAGGAGCUGACCAGCUUAGUGAAAGAAGUUUAUCCAGAAGCACGGAAGAAGGGCACACAUUUCAACUUCGCAAUUGUUUUUACAGAUCUCAAGAGGCCUGGCUAUAGGGUGAAGGAGAUUGGCAGCACCAUGUCGGGCAGGAAGGGCACAGAUGAUUCCAUGACAUUGCAGUCUCAGAAAUUCCAGAUAGGAGACUACUUGGAUAUAGCAAUUACUCCUCCAAAUCGUGCACCACCCCCCUCAAGCCGCAUGAGACCUUAUUGAAGUCUUGCUUCUCUUUGUAUGAUUACAUAUUCUGUUUACUCCUACUUGCUGUUCUAAAGCAGGCUUAUUUUUUUGCUUUUGUUGCUAAGCACCUGAAGACAAAGCUGAGUAUUGUAGAAGAAAGUUAACUCUUAAACAUUAACUUUAGUUUGUUUAGAAGAAACCCCUUCAGCAGCGCCAUAAUCCUAUCCCCGAUUGUUAUAGUUUGAUGGUAAGUUAGUGUGUCCAGUUUUUAAAGGCUUCUGUGAAAUAUGACCAAGAGGGUUACGGUGUUCUGUAGUUCUGUCUUGUUUGGAAUAAAAACUGAUGUUAUUAAUCUUU
This is a messenger RNA of Catharus ustulatus (Swainson's thrush), 849 nucleotides long. RefSeq names its product Sin3A associated protein 18 (gene SAP18). Gene Ontology annotation, biological process: negative regulation of DNA-templated transcription. The transcript is spliced from 4 exons. Gene Ontology annotation, molecular function: transcription corepressor activity; transcription factor binding. Gene Ontology annotation, cellular component: nucleus. The record is from RefSeq and is a predicted model, not a curated record. Bases 25 to 528 code for a protein of 167 amino acids. NCBI's taxonomy places the organism in Eukaryota, Metazoa, Chordata, Aves, Passeriformes, Turdidae.